CAGUGGAGAGCAUGGCCACCCUGCGCAGGCUGCGAUCGGCUCCUCGGCACUUGCUGGUCUGCGAGAAGUCCAACUUCGCGCACGACAAGUCGCGUCACCGGCACGUCGUGGACACGCACUACCACAACUACAGGUGCGCGCUCAGCCUCAACACCCGCGUGGAUGAGGACAGCACGGCGGCGCUGCUGCCCGGCGGGAAGCUGAUCCUGUCGCUGGACAAGGACACCUACGAGGGCUGCGGGCUGCAGGGCCGCCCGUCUCGGCUCUCGGGCAGGGCCGCCCCGAAGUAUGUCGUGUCCAUCGACCUGCUGGAACUGGCCGCGCAGCCGGGCUCCAAGACGGCCCAGCGGGUCGCCUGGUCUUUCACAGAGAAGCCGCUCAAGUUUGACUUCCUCUUGGCCUGGCACCGGCCAGGUGCUGAUGCGUCCACGCUGCCCUCGCACUUCUCCAGCUACCGGGUCCGCGAGCACCAGCCCAAAGUGUCUGUGAGCACUGUGACGGACCUGCCCUGCCCCCUGCUGCAGAGCGGGGCCCUGGGGGGACAGCCCGAGGCCUCCUGCAGCGCCCCUGAGUUCCUGCAGUGGCUGGGGGCGGUCUUCUGCGGCGCUGACCUGAACAACCAGCCGAGCGACUUCGUGUCCACCUGCUCCUGCCCACAGCCCAGCGCGGUGGCCGCCCAGGCCUGCCUCUGCACCGUCACCGGCUUCCUGCUCCCGGACAGGAUCCGCCUGCUCCUGGACCAGCUCUGCCGCUACUUCGACGAGCCGAAGCUGGCCCCGUGGGUCACACUGUCUGUCCAGGGCUUUGCGGACAGCCCAGUGUCCUGGCGGGAGCAGGAGCACGGCUUCCGCACCGGCGGGGAGCAUCUGUACAACUUUGUGAUCUUCAGCAACCGCGACUACUGGCUGCAGAUGGCCGUGGGGGCCCAGGACGAGUGUCCACCAUAAAGGAGAGUCUAGGUG
Messenger RNA from Condylura cristata (star-nosed mole), 962 nucleotides. RefSeq names its product ribonuclease P/MRP 40kDa subunit (gene RPP40). Lineage: Eukaryota; Metazoa; Chordata; Mammalia; Eulipotyphla; Talpidae. The transcript is spliced from 7 exons. Gene Ontology annotation, biological process: tRNA 3'-end processing; endonucleolytic cleavage in ITS1 to separate SSU-rRNA from 5.8S rRNA and LSU-rRNA from tricistronic rRNA transcript (SSU-rRNA, 5.8S rRNA, LSU-rRNA); tRNA 5'-leader removal. The record is from RefSeq and is a predicted model, not a curated record. Gene Ontology annotation, cellular component: ribonuclease MRP complex; multimeric ribonuclease P complex. The coding region runs from base 12 to 947 and encodes 311 amino acids. Gene Ontology annotation, molecular function: ribonuclease P activity; ribonuclease MRP activity.